This is a messenger RNA of Halteromyces radiatus, 993 nucleotides long. RefSeq names its product gamma-secretase subunit Aph-1. Lineage: Eukaryota; Fungi; Mucoromycota; Mucoromycetes; Mucorales; Cunninghamellaceae. The transcript has 5 exons. The record is from RefSeq and is a predicted model, not a curated record. Bases 63 to 809 code for a protein of 248 amino acids. Gene Ontology annotation, cellular component: membrane; gamma-secretase complex; endoplasmic reticulum. Gene Ontology annotation, molecular function: protein-macromolecule adaptor activity. Gene Ontology annotation, biological process: positive regulation of catalytic activity; protein processing.
UUUUUUCUAUCCCAUUCUUUUUUUUUUUUUUUUUUUUGGCCUUUUUUUCUCUUUCUUUCUCAAUGUCACUUUAUACUUUUUUUGGAUGUCUUCUUAUAGCUUAUGGUCCCAUUUUAUCCAUCUUUUUUCUUUACAUUGCACAGUCAGCUCAACAUGUCCUAGUGACUGUAGCUAGUGCGUUUUUUUGUUUGAUUGCUUUAUUAUUUUCUAGUGUGAUAUGGUAUUUGGCCAAAACAGUACAGUCCACAUUGACAAUUAGUAUUGUUUAUAGUGUUGCCAUUCAAGAAAUCUUUCGAUGGUGUUAUUUUUUAUUACUACAACGGUCAGAAGCUGGUUUGAAUAUGAUUACUCGACAUCCAACUUCACCUUAUAACAAACUUGAAUUUGGUUUUGUGGCGGGGUAUGGAUAUGCAUUGGCAACAAGUUUAAUAAGUUAUAUAUCAAUUUUGGUAGAAUCCAUUGGUCCUGGUGUAAUAAUGUGUCCUUCUUGUCCAAAUGCAAGUUUGUUCUUGAUUUCUGCUGUUACAACCACAUUAUUUUCAUUACUACAUAUGGCUUGGAUGACAGUGGCUUUUGAUGGAUAUUCAAAAAGAUCUUGGUCAGGUUAUGGCAAAGUUGCUUGGGUGAUUCUUUCCCAUUUUGGUGCUUCAUAUGCUACAUUGAUGAACACUUCAACUACUAUAGCCUAUGGAUGUGUCUAUGCUGUAGUAAUGGAACUCAUUAUUCUUCUGAUCUCCUGUGUUUUGAUUGGCCAUUCGUUGAAACUAAAGCUUUCGGUACCUACUGCCUCCCAUCAACAUUCAUCAUGAUCUAGUGAACUUUUUUUUUUUUAGUGAUCAGCAUUAGUGUAACGUGUAUAUAUAGUUUUUUAUGAUAUGAUUAUACCAUCCCCCCUUCCAAAGUCUUAUUAUUAUUUAUCUUCAUCCUAGAAAUCUAUAUGUUACUACCUGUAGAAAUAAACAACUUUAUAGAGAAUAGAAUAACCUGUUUACC